AUGUCUAUCGCGGUUGAGCAUACCAUGAAGUCGGCUUGUGACAAACUUGCCAUCGAAGGCGGCAACGCCAGUGGUGUGUCAAGCUCAACAAAUGCCUUCCCAGAGCAAGAGGACGGCGAUGAUCAGCUUGAGCUGCUCACUAGGCCGAACUCCCAUGGCCAUAAGAUGACAGACAUGGCCGAGAUCGAUGGAGUCUCAAAGUUGCACUCUGGAGAGAAAGUGUCGGACAAGCCGUUGCCAGUUUUGCCGAGAGAGUUGCUUAGGAAGAUCGUGAAGCUUGCGAUGACCGCGAAUACUAACGAGCAUAUCAUUUCAAUGCCAUGCUUUACGUCAAUGGCUUUUCAACCCGGUCUCAAUCUGUCAUGUCUUUUGCUUGACCACGAUUUGUAUCAUGUUGCGCGCGACGCUCUGUACAAUAUCAACACCUUCGCCUUCAAUUUCUUUGGUACGGACAUGAAGACGGUACAUAACUCUGUGGGACUUUACCGGUGCCGCAAAGAAGGAUGUCUGAAGGCCGGUGGUCAUCCAACGCUUGAUAAAGUCAUCUUCAAUCUGGGUCAUUCUUCUGACCCUGACGCAGCAAGACACAUGAUGGUCGCCUUCGAACGUGCGCUAAAAUGUCUUCGCUCCCCUUUGACCACAAACCAUCUCUUGUUGCAUCCGCUGAACUAUUCCUGGCGAACUGAUGGCCAGCUAGCCAGCUUCUGUCGAGUUCUGAAAGAGAAGGUCAAAGUGCAGAAGAGCCUCGUGGUCUCCGCUAUGGACGUGCUUCUGGAGCUCGACAUACGAGCAAUACCCAAGGCCUUGAACUUGGAUAUUCAGCCUAAUUCGUACAAAAUCCGAUACCGAGGAUCAGAGUCGCAUGAUCUUGGAUACUUCGUUACCAUAUACCUACCACGCAUGCCUGGCUCGACCAUCAAUCUGACGGACAUCGAUGACACGAUUUCUUCUUAUCAAAAGUGGAAGAAGACUGCUAAACAGGACUGCAUUGUCAAUGGAUUAGAUUACGUUACCGACUUUGAGGACGUGCAGAUGUUCCCUGUUCUUCGCAUGCCUCCUACUAAUUCUCUAGUGACUGUUACCUUUCCUGCAGCAAUUACAACUGGCACUGGAUCUGCCAGUAACAACUACUAA
Bacidia gigantensis is the source of this 1134-nucleotide messenger RNA. RefSeq lists its product as uncharacterized. The coding region runs from base 1 to 1134 and encodes 377 amino acids. The transcript is spliced from 2 exons. The record is from RefSeq and is a predicted model, not a curated record. NCBI's taxonomy places the organism in Eukaryota, Fungi, Ascomycota, Lecanoromycetes, Lecanorales, Ramalinaceae.